AUGGUGAAAAAGGGGGAGGAAGUUCCGAAAGGGCAUGUGACAAUAAAAGUGGGAGGAGAAGGAGAAGUGAAAGAGAGGAUAGUGGUGCCAGUGAUGCAGCUGAACCAUCCUCUAUUUGGUCAGCUCUUGAAGGAGGCCGAGAAAGAGUAUGGCUUCUCUCAGGAAGGAGCCAUUAUCAUCCCUUGUCCCCUCAACCACUUUAGGUACGUCCAAGCCUUGAUCCUCCGGGAUACUUCUCUCCACAACCACCACCUUCCUGCUGCAUGCUUCAGGCUUCGAUUUUAA
Messenger RNA from Prosopis cineraria, 285 nucleotides. Its product is annotated as auxin-responsive protein SAUR32-like. The transcript has a single exon. NCBI's taxonomy places the organism in Eukaryota, Viridiplantae, Streptophyta, Magnoliopsida, Fabales, Fabaceae. The record is from RefSeq and is a predicted model, not a curated record. Gene Ontology annotation, biological process: response to auxin. The coding region runs from base 1 to 285 and encodes 94 amino acids.